AGCUGAUCAGCUGAAGGUGAGCUAGUUAGUACUUAGCAUGGUGCGGUUUGUCAUGCUCGCGGUGUGCGCCGCCGUGCUUCUGCUCGCCGUGGCGGCGGGCGGCGCGGCGGCGCAGGGCGUGGGCUCGGUCAUCACGCGGCAGGUGUACGACACCAUGCUGCCCCACCGGGACGACUCCAUCUGCGAGGCCAAGGGGUUUUACACGUACGACGCCUUCAUCGCCGCCGCCAGCACCUUCCCGGAGUUCGGCACCACCGGCAGCGCAGACGACGUGAAACGCGAGCUCGCUGCCUUCUUCGGCCAGACCUCGCACGAGACCACCGGAGGACCCCAGUUCCAAUGGGGCUACUGCUUCAAGGACCAGAUAGACAAGACCAUGCUUGCACCCUAUUAUGGACGGGGACCGAUUCAAUUAACAGGGCAGUCCAACUACGAUCUCGCCGGCAAAGCGCUGAAAUUGGAUCUGGUAAACAACCCGAACCUGGUGUCCACGGACGCCGAGGUGUCCUUCAGAACGGCCAUGUGGUUCUGGAUGACGGCGCAGGACAACAAGCCGUCGUGCCACGACGUUGCCCUCCGCCGCUGGACGCCGACGGCCGCCGAUACCGCCGCUGCGCGGGUUCCCGGCUACGGAGUGAUCACCAACAUCAUCAACGGCAGGAUCGAUUGUGGCAAAGGCAUGAACCCUUCGAACGUCGACCGCAUCGGCUACUACACGCGCUAUUGCGGCAUACUCGGCACGGCCACCGGGGACAACCUCGACUGCUACACCCAGCAGAACUUCGCUACCUAGAAGAUGCUUGCUUGAUGUAGGCAGAUCCCGUUGCGGGCAGACUACAUGCUUAUGAAUAAGGUUUCCGCUUCAGUACACUUCCUUAAAUAGUCAAUGGUGGAGAUUUAAAAUCACCCCAUUAUUAUUAAAUAAAAGAGUAUUAUAGUCUAUUUCCUAUUUUUCUGAGA
Molecule: messenger RNA, 960 nt
Organism: Triticum dicoccoides
Lineage: Eukaryota; Viridiplantae; Streptophyta; Magnoliopsida; Poales; Poaceae
Product: chitinase 8-like
Exons: 3
Coding region: 38-793 (251 amino acids)
Biological process (GO): carbohydrate metabolic process; defense response to fungus; cell wall macromolecule catabolic process
Molecular function (GO): chitinase activity
Source: RefSeq, a predicted model, not a curated record